Molecule: messenger RNA, 6380 nt
Organism: Sitodiplosis mosellana (orange wheat blossom midge)
Lineage: Eukaryota; Metazoa; Arthropoda; Insecta; Diptera; Cecidomyiidae
Gene: Pcf11
Exons: 12
Coding region: 678-6188 (1836 amino acids)
Biological process (GO): termination of RNA polymerase II transcription
Cellular component (GO): mRNA cleavage factor complex; cytoplasm
Molecular function (GO): ubiquitin binding; phosphatidylinositol binding; mRNA binding
Source: RefSeq, a predicted model, not a curated record
UCUGUCGCCACUUUUCGCAUUUUUGCUAUUCAAUCGUCAUUCAAUCGUUGCUAGCACGCAGUAAAGACGAUUAUUAAUUCUAAGUAGGCCUUAUGGAAAAAGAAAAUAAGUUAUUGUUGUUGAUAUUUUUUUUUUGUGUUUUGCUGAAGUGAGACCGAGAGACGGGGCGAGAGGCAAGAAUACAUAAAAAAAAUAAGCGUGUGAAUUGAAUCAAUAUACGGACAGAGAAAAAAAGUUGUUCUUUUUUUAAUUUGUUACAUCGCAGAAAGAAAAGAAAAAAAUAGAAAGCUGCCAAAUUGAACGAGAGAUUGAGGUGCAAAAAAUUUCUGAACGGAAUAAUCCAGUUCAGAUGUAGUUGUUGUCCACUUUCAGACUAAGGUGGUGAACACAACAAAUAGUCAACCGUAUGCAUAAGGCUCGAAUCCCGGCUAAGCUGAUAAUAGAGGGCUGAAGCAAAACGAAAACGGCAACAGGUUCAUAAGGACACACAUCACACGAUUCCUGCCUGAUUCAGUCAAUCGUUGAUCUGCAAGUGUAGAACAGCAUUGUUGUUGCAGCGUGCUGAAGUAAAAUUACACAUACACAUCACACACGGAGAGACAGAGGAAAUUCGUUUAAAUUUUUUAGUGUAAAAAAAAAGUGAUAUUAGAAACGUCGUUGUCACCACUGCUGCCGAAAUGGAAGUUGUCGACCGAAAUGAUCGUGAAAUAGCUGAUUCCUAUUUAUCAAGUUUGGUUGAUCUAACAAAUAAUAGCAAACCAUUGAUAAAUAUGUUAACGAUGUUAGCCGAGGAGAAUAUCGAACAUGGUCAAACGAUAGUCGACGCCGUCGAGCAACGUAUAGCUAAGGUGGAGCCUGAUUUGAAACUACCAAUUUUGUAUUUGAUUGAUUCGAUUGUUAAAAAUGUUGGUGGCGUGUACAUUAAAUACUUUAGUCAAACAAUUGUGAAAAUAUUUAUUGGAGCAUUCGAAAAGGUGAAUGAAGAUAUCCGUAAAAAAAUGUUUGCAUUGCGACAAACAUGGAAUGACGUAUUUCCACCAGCAAAACUCUACACACUUGAUGUUAAGGUCAAUGCAAUUGAUCACAAUUGGCCGAUCACGGCGCAGAAAAUAGCGCCAGCCAUUCACGUCAAUCCGAAUUUCUUUUCGACAACGACGGAAAAAGACAUUCAAACGGAACUACAAAUAAAGCAACGUGAAUUGCUGGAGCUAAAAAAGCGAAAAUUAGAAUUGGAAUUGGCAGCAACUCAGAAACAAUUGGCUACAACAACUGUUAUGCCACCAACACAUCCAGCGGCAGUUGAUCCAUCCAUAAUUGUAAAUACAAAGGAUUUAGCGAAACAACCUGUUGUUUUGCCAGUCGUUACAAAACCGACCAAAAUCAUUGCUCAACCGGCAUUUAUUCCAAAUCAAAUGCCUACAUCAAAUGUACGACCGAGAAUAGCACCGGUAAAUUCAGCGCUUGUGAGCAGUAUGCGUAUACGUGAUCCACGUUUAGCACGACAACCGCCCCAAAUGGUUGCACCAGCUCAAAAUUUGCCUUCAAUACCAUCGAUCAAUGAUCAUUUUCCGUCAAAAUUACCACCAAUGGGACCCAUUCCUCGCAUAAGCAACUCGAAUUUUGCUCCAAACGCCGAUCGAAAUCAGCGUAUGCAGCCAAUCGACUCGAUGCCUUACAAUGACACAACGAAUAAAGCUCAUGUCAACAAUAGCAACAAUUCAAAUGAUGUUGAGAAUAAGAAUAAGCAUAAGAACGCACGGUCACCAAACAAAUCAUCAUCUUCAAAAUCGAGUGGCAAAUGCGGCAGCAGUAACAGUAGCUCAAAGUCAAAAUCGACGUCAUCAUCAUCGUCGUCGUCGAAAAAUUCCAGUUCGAAGAGUGAACGCAAUUCACGGUCCUCAUCAAGCGGCUCAUCGUCCAAGAAAUCCAAAGGCCGAAAGGAUGAUAAGUCACCGCUACGAAAAAAAUCGUCAUCGAGACAUCGCAGUCCUACAUCUAGUAGACGUAGUUCGUCACCAGCCGACGCGCAAAAAACGUCGUCGUCGUCGUCGUCGUCUUCACGCAAAACUUCUUCCUCCUCUUCUUACGAUAGCAAAUCGAAAUCUUCUGAUAGCAAGCACAGCAAAGAGAAGAACAGUGAUAGUCAUUCUAGUAUUAGUAGUAAAUCUUCGCCAAAUCAUAGAAAUCGCAAUAGGAGCAGUCGGUCCAAGUCACCGACGAUGAUCUCAUCGGUGACCAAAUCGACCACUGACUCAAUCACGAAAGAUAUUGACCUUCGCGCCCAUUUACCACAGCCGAUUAGCCUUACUAACUCCCUAAUUAGUUCGACGAUCAUCGAUCAAACGUCGAAUGUAACCACUUCGGUUGCCAUCAUUGCUUCGAACGCCAUCGCGGAUCGAAAAUUUAUUAAUUUGGACAAACAAAUCGGCGAAGAUGCGCCAAAAGAUAUUGAUUUUCGUGUUGGACUCAUGACAAACAUGUCAGCUAAUCAAGCAGUCACGGUCAGCGAUACCAAAAAACGUCUUAGCGAAGAAACAGAUUUAAAUGAGCCAAAAAACAAAAAAACCAAAUCGGAAAAAAUCGAUAUAUUGUUUGGCACGGAGGAUGUCGACCUACGAAUUCCACCGCCGUCAUUAAAUACGAUCGCCGCACCAGCGGUAAUUUCAGCAUCUGUUGUGCCAGAUGUUGAAACUAAGCCACAGUUAGAGGCAUCCGAAACAAAUGCAUCACAUACAAAAUUGAGCGAUCAGCUAUCUAAUUCUAAGAAAAUUAAUCGUGAUAUUGAUUUACGGCAUCGGCCAGAUGUAAACGAUGAGAAUUCCCAAGAAUCCAAUGAUAAGUUCAAAAUGAUUUUAAUGCAAGCUCAAGAACAAGUAGAGAAUAAUCCGGAUGUUGAUCCGGAGAAAAUCCAAAGUAUGGUUCAACAAAUCAUCAAGAUCAAAUGUGAUUCAGAGGCAAGAAAGACGUUCAAACGUGGCCAGGCUGGCAAAUCAAAUAAGGCUAAUGAAAAUGAAGACGGGACUGAGGCCUUCAGUUCGGGUAGCGAUGAUGAGACGUUAAAACAAUCUCAUCGUGUACCGUUCAAGCGACGCCGUCAAGAGAACGAUCGAGGUCAAAUGAACUCAAAUGCACCAGUUGCGGCAAAUAAUUCGACAAAGUCUCCUAAUCAUGAUGCUCCAAAUGCACCACAAAAAGAACGUCGACCACGUAAAACCAAGUGGAAUUCACCGUGGGAAGAACAAGUGAAGCCACCAAUUUUGCCGAUGCAAACGCUACCAUCGAACAUCAUUCCGGCCAUGCCAUUUGCACCGUUACGAUCCAAUCAACCACCAAUGAACAUCACACCCGAUGCUGAAAAUAUGCGCAAUGUGCGCCAAUUUUCGUCACGUAAUGUACCUGAAUCCGUUUGGCAACCGAAUGCAAUGCCGUUCAAUGGACCACCCGUGGUCAAUCAAUUGGGACUACUCAAUAACGCCGGUGUUCCAGCUAAUUUAUUGGCUGGCGUUGGUGUUAGUGUUGGUGGUCAAAUUGUGAUGGCUCAACAUGGACCAAGUUUGGCACCGUGCACGGCCAAAGAUCGCACGAUCAACAUCGAUGGUGUUCCAAGAGAAAUUCGAUUCUAUGACGAAACUGCAAUAGCAUUUAUGGAAAGUAUGGGUAGAGAACCAAAGGAAAUUGGUUUUCAAUCGGGCGAACGUCGUGUUUGUGUCGAUAAUAAUGAAUCGAUAGUGUUAGCUUUCAAUGAUACGUAUAAACCGUUUGUGAUAAACGGUCAAUCCUACCAAAUCCGCUUCGGCACACCAACCCGUGAACUCUACAUUGACAAUGAGUGGUAUGAGUGCUAUUUUGGUGAUCCGGCCGUUGGCAUUGUGCUGAAUGGUAAGCUUCAUUCGUUCCGCAUCGAUGGACCCGCACCACAAGUACGCAUCGGCAAUGUGCGUAAUGAUUUAGUGGUUGGUAAAAUCGAUAUGUAUGUGGAUAUGACGAUAAAGGUGCCACUAUUUUUGGACGCUCAAGUGCAAAUGUUCCAAGUCAACAAUCAAGUACACACAAUUCAAUUUGCUGACUACUUUUUAACCGUAAUCAUUGACAACAUACCGUUCCAAGUACAAUAUGGAGCGAUGCCGGCCAAAUUCCAAUUGGCCAAUUCGGAACAUUAUAUUCGCUUCUCGGUGCUGCCAAAUAGCAUCGUUCCCGGUGAGAUCUACGUCCGUAAUAUGAAGCGUACACAUUUGCAGCGGGAUUUGGUGUCACCAGUACCCACAACAAUCGGUAAUUUAAUACCUGUUUCAAUUCCACCCGUAACUGGGCCUAUUUUACCACUCAUGUCAAUUGUUCCGAAUCCAGAUAUUAUCACAUCGAACUCAUCGAGUGCAACCUCACUUCUAACUGCCACUGCUGGUAGCGGCGGCAUCGCUGGUAUUGCCGGCACAAGUAGUCAAUCAAACGUACCUGUGAUAUCCGAAUCAAGUAAUCCGGCAGUGGACAUAAAUGAUCUCUAUCAGAAAUUGUUGGCGUCUGGCAUUUUGAAUAAGGUUAAGGAAAAGGAAAAAGAGAAGGAGAAGGAAAGAGAGAAACCGUCACCCAUAUUGCUCAACAAACCGGAGACACUGAAGAAACGCCAACCAGUGAUAAUAAGUGCGCUAUUUUCUGGGUCACAGUGCAGCUGUUGCGGUGUUCGCUUUCCAUUGGAACAAACAAUCAAAUACAGUCAACAUUUGGACUGGCACUAUCGACAAAAUCGCCGCGAAAGGGACUCAGCGCGUCGGGCACAGUCACGCAAAUGGUAUUACUCGGUGGCCGACUGGAUUCAAUACGAAGAAAUCGAAAAUUUGGAUGAGCGAGAAAAGAACUGGUUUGAAACGCAACAGACCGAAAUGGACUCAGCGAAUGAGGAAUCGAAUCAACGUUCCGCGUCACCGCCUCCAAGUUGCGUAGCUGCAGCUGACGAUCAUAACAAAACCUGUGACAUGUGCCAUGAUCCAUUCGAAACAUUCUACAAUGAAGAAACAGAAGAGUGGCAUCUGCGCAACGCCAUACGCGUCGAAGAAAAUAUCUAUCACCCAAUUUGUUAUGAAGAUCAUAAGCUAUCACUUACGCUAGAUGAAUCGAAUUUAAAUGCAUCAAGUCUCGGAGAUAUUUCUACGGACGACAACGCAGUUGAUCUACCGAUUAAACAUGAAGAGGACCAAACUGUGACAGGAUUCUCGACGAAUGCCAACGAACGCAUUCCAAUUCUGGAUGAUGAUGAUGAUGUCAUCGUUUUGCCACAAGAGGAACCAGUCAUCACUGAAAUCCCGGAUGAUGAUGAUCAUGAACCUAAGCAAACACAUGCCACGAAUAAUGGCACGAAUAGUCAGGCAGAAACAGGGAUAACAACUUCAAAAUUCUCAUCACAGAACACAGGCACUUUUACGCAACCAGACAGCCAAAAGAAAGAUGAAACGAAUAUAGGAGAAGAUAAUGACGAAGCGGGAAAUCACAACGAAUCUGAUGUGCAAAUCUUGGAGCCACAAAUUUCAAUUUUGAACUUGGAUGAAUACGAAGAAACCAAUGUGUCAUCAAACACGUUAGACGAAUCGCUAGUUCAAGUGGUGAAAAUCAAAGAAGAACCAAAGUAUGAAGGCUAUGAAGAUGAUGAAGACGAUGGCUUCGAAGAAGUUGGUACAUUCGCAGCUGACGCAGCCGAAAUAUUUAAGGAAGCAAGCGUUGAAGACAGUGCACCAUUGCCACCGAUUCAAACGCAGUCCGCACCGAUCGCCACACUCGAUGGUAAUAUCGAACUACAAGAGGCGCAACCCAUCACAGUCGGUACAAAUAAGAUAAAAAUAAAUAUUUCCAAAAAUGUACAGUUGAAUAAAAAUUCAAUAAACUCUACCGAAAGUGUUGAUAAUAAUUUAGCAAUAAAUAAUAAAGAAUCGGCGGAUGGCCAAACGCAGGGCAUCGCCACCAAUAAAAGUGUUGUUGCAAAUGAUACAGAUCGAAAUGGUUCAAUUGAUGCAAAUGAAAUAUCGACGGCCAACAGUGCUGGUGGCAGUGCUGCGACGGCUGCUGCUGCUAUAUCCGGUGACUCAGCGACCAGCGACAUUGAAUACGAGGUCAAAGAUUCGAUAAAGCAUGUGCAGUUCAAGCGGCAACCAGUUGUUCAAAGUGGACUAGAAACGUCUGGUUUGUGUUCUAUUAUGUAAAUGAUGAUCAAUCACGAUUCACGGUUUUUUUUCGGACGGCCGCAAUCCAUUUACAUACGCGCACAAAACAAACACAACUCAUGUCUUAAUUUGUAAGGUAUUUAAACCAUUUUUUUUAUUGAAAUGAACAGCCAAUUUCAUUACAAUCAACAACAACAUUUCAAAAUAAAGAAAAAUUUACACAAAAUAAAA